AUGUGCAGGGAGGAGAAAGACGCGUGUCGGCGUGUGAAUCACGUUCUCCUGCCCCACGGCUCCCGGCGGGGGAUAAAAGCCCCGGCGGCGCACGGGGCGGCCCAGCCGGCUCCCGCAGCACCUCGGCCGCCAGCACCAGCCAUGAGCGCACACCCCCGCCGCCUGCCCCUCCUCCUCCUCCUCCUCCUCCCCCCGCUGCUGGCCGCCCUUUGCCGAGCCGCGCCGCUGGCCGGGGAGCUGCGCUGCCGCUGCCUGCGCACCGUGUCCCAGGUGAUCCCGCCGCGGCGCCUGGCCCGCGUCCAGCUGCUCGCCGAGGGGCCGCACUGCGCCGUGCCCGAGGUCAUAGCCACGACGAAGCAGGGACAGACGCUCUGCCUGGACCCCGCCGCGCCCUGGGUCAAGCUCAUCCUCACCCGGAUCCACCACAGUUCACAUAACCAGCUCUUUUAUGCCUUCUGCUUUCUCUAUUUAAUAUUUUCAUUGUCAGUUUGGUUCAAUUGUAGACAUUAUAAGCUUCCCUUUCCUUUCCUCACAGAGAGGAUGCUGGCAGCGGAGCUGCGGUGUCACUGCAUCCAGACUGUCACAGGAUUGAUGUUGCCAAAGCACCUGGCCAACGUAGAAAUCAUUCCUAAGGGCCCACACUGUGCCACUGUGGAAAUCAUAGCAACACUGAAGAACAGCCAGCAAAUCUGUUUAGAUCCCCAGGCCAAAUGGGUGAAGAUGCUAAUUAACAAGAUUCUACACAGGUAACUGCCAGGAUUACCUAGUAACUGGAAUUAUUCUACCAAAGGGCAUAUUUUUUCCAGAAUAAACAUCAACAUGUGUGCAAUCUUCAGUGCUUUUCCUCUGAGACCCAUUUGCAUAGUUGUCACACUAAGAAAGGAGGUUUCAUCAAACUGUUUAUACCUGAUCAGCCUGACAGUUUCCCAAGAAAGACAAGAUGUUUGUGUCUGACCACCCUUCUACUACGCACGUUUUGACAGCCCAUUGUACUGGAGGGCGAUUCAACUAACCUAUUCAGGGACCUCUGCUGACAGCGUCACUGAGACAAAUCCCUUACGACAACUACUCAAAUCUCUGGAAUCUUACGCAAAAUGAACUUCAGCUGAAGAUUUUUAUUAUACAAAAUACAAGUCUGUGACAGAGUAAAGUUCAAAGAUUGCCAGUGAUUAUACACUGACUGCAAAACAAGCCUAAAACAAUACACUUAAUAACAGCUAGCAUGAGUUAGGCAUAGAAUAAAGUUCUCACCCAGCAGGCGUCCCUAUGGGGGUAGAAGACAGGUUCAGCCCAUCGACUGUUCCCAGAAGUUACGAUGGAGUCUCCCCUAACUUCUCCCCUCAGUUGUCCACUUUUUAUAUUUCAUAGUACAUUGCAUAUUCAUUAUCAUACUCAAGAUUGGUUAAAAGUUUCUCGCUUCCAACGUAAAUUAGUGCACACCCUCAGAUAGCACUGCUGAAGUUUUUCACUAACGCCACGCGCUCUCCAAGAGGGGUUUUGCCCUUUUCCAGGAUGGCCUAUUUGAGUUGAGGGUCACGAUCUCCCACUAACACAGUUACUUUUGUCCCACUUUCAACUAAGUUUCUGUUGAUGUAUGGGGGUCGUGACACCUUAUCAGCUUGUCAGCCAGAACUUACAGCUUUAGAGGGUGCGUCAGCUUGACCUAACCUUGUGACACUAAAUUGAAGUGUGGUAUUUCAGGAGUUUAGACAACAAUUUUAGAUUUAUUUCAGUCCAGGACCAGUCCAUUUUCUUUGCAUUUAGGUGGAGCUUGAGUGACUCUGGUCAUAGAUAUUUUUGUUACUGAUUGCUAUCACGUACCCAGUGAGAUGCAGGCAGGUAACUUUGGGGUGGAGGUGUGUGUUAGUAUUACAAUGAGAUUGUUUCAUUUAAGGAAAGUAAUUUCACCACAAUGGUCAGUUCAGCAAUGGACAUCAUCUCAUAUAUUCUUCAUGUGAGAACUGCUAUGAAGCUUACCAGACCGUCAGAUUCCUCUUGCUGCAGGGAGCACGACAGAGCCUGGCUGCGGUGUCUCUGCUCCGCUCCACCCUCUGUCAUUCCCGUCAGCAUGUGCUGAGCUGGCAGGAUGCACUGUCUGGGGAGCUGUGGUGAUGUAGAUUCCAUGCAUGCCAGCCGUCCUGAAAGGCAGAGCUGUAUUCUACCCUAAAAAGCUUUCUGUGAUACUAUGCUUCUGUUAGGUCCCAGAUUUCUCUAAUUCCCCCCAAGUAAUUUUCCCACUAUAAAGCAGGGCUAGGAAUACAGGGACACUAGAUUUAGUUGAACUUUGGACAAGGCAGAAACAAGGCCUACCUGAUAGAUCUUAGUAAUUUAAAACAAACAAACCGUUAUGUGUCAUAUUUUUCAAACAAGUAUAUUGAUCCAGGCUUCCUCAGGGUUGCGUUCAGCUCCACAUCGCCAAGGGCAAUGUUUAGGCUUUCUGGAAGAACAGUCUUGGAAGCAACAGAGAAGUGUUAUUCAGCACUGCCCUGCGUCAACUGGUCUGCCCAAGAGACACAAUGAUCAUUAGGACAAGCUUCUCUUGUGUCUAUGGAUGGGUGCAACUCCUCAGAGAUAAAUUACACACAACAGCUAUCCAGGCAAACUUAUCCUAGAACAGUUUCAAGGGACUUCCCCCAAGUGCAAAUGAAUCAAACAUUCAACAAAAAAGAAAAAAAAAAAAAAAAGAAAACAAUUAUUUUAUUUUCCACUAAAAGUGAAGCUAUUUUUGUCUGGUUUUGAUGUUUGUAAAUUAAUCUCACUGUUUUGUGCCUGCUGUCACUCAUUAUGGUAUCUGUAUUACAGUUCAUCCAAGAAACGGCAUCAGUAAAGGAAAGAGGCAUCUCUGCAAGCAAGAGAAAGCUGCAUAAAAAUGCCAUUAGCCUUUAAAUGCCUCCAGGGUCAGAGUAUUCAUAAUUUCACUCUAGCAUUGUAUAUCCUCACUGCUCUCCAUGCACAGACUGUUCAUCUGGCAACAGAAACUGCUGGGCUCAGUAGGCUGUCACAACACUAGCAGACUCUCGUAUCUGAUGGCAAAAUUUUACAGGGUGCUUAACUGCAGAAGCAUUUAAAGCAAUAUCCUAACCAAAACCUAACCUUGCAUUGGUCAGCUGGAAACACCUGCACAAGUUUAGCAAUGCCAAGGAUUCAGUAGUUAUACUAAAUCAUCUCCAAGUUUAACUCUGAAGGGCUAUGAAGUACAGUUUUGUCUAGUUUAAAAGGGCUGUAGUUUUCAAAAUAAAGAAACAUUAACCAAAAGAGAUUCUUACGGAAAGACAGGGGGUGCGGGGGUGGGGGGGAGGACAGCAUUAAAAAGGAAAAGAAAGAGAAAAAAGGAAUUUCUUUAUAUCAGUAAAAACCUUUCUUAAAGUCAAUAUGGUCAAUGAAGUGAUGCAAAUCCUGUAAGAUUUCAGUGUUUAAAAACUGGGGUUUGGGUCUUUGCAUAUAAACUAUUCCUCUAAACUUAAAACAGUGGAGUCACAGUAAUUCUGCUUUUGUCACCAAGCUAUCAUUGUCACAAAGAAUUUUCCAUUAAAAAGGUUUUUAGAAGCCACAAAUUCACCUUUUCAUAAAUGAAAUGGGAAGCAAAUGUAUAUGAAGUACCCUUAAUGUUUUCAAACAUGCUCAGAGUCUUGCCACCUACAAAAAGAUUUAAGGUUCAUGCCCUCAUAUCUGCCAUUGCAAAAAUUCUUGCAGAAAUGUUACUCCUUAAACACUUAAAAAGUUCUUCUAACUUCCAGUCUACCUUUGCCCAGAAUUAAUUCAACUCUCCCAAUGUUUUCCCCCUGCAGUACCUUUGCAUAAAUACGUCUUUCCUUCUUUCCUCAAUAAUGUCUCUGUAAAAAUUCCCUAUAGUCCUUUUGGACAGCAUAAACCCUUUAUCCCUUUGCAAAAUAUAAAUACUUCAGUCUUCUAAUCACUCUCAUAUUGUUUUCUUCUUUGGCUCAUGCUGAUUUUUCUCAAGAUGGUUCUCAAACACAAUUAAUAUUUCAGGUAAAAUAUUGAUCUUGUUAUGAAAUGAUGAUACCUAAUUUCAAAACCAGGGAUCAUUAUAGUUGCUUGCAUGGCAGUUUAAUUGCACUGUAGACAGUUGUCCAGACAUAAGAGUGGAUUUCAGCAGAGGCAGUACUGAUGGCAUUUCACCAUCAGACAGGUAUCAUACUAAAAAUGAGAAAAGCCACAAGCUGAACCACCCUAACAAUUUUGAAAUAUCCAAGUUCCAAAGGACAUGGGAGGUGAUCCAGCUAAAUAGGGAGGAGGGGAGGAGGAAGGGCAUCUGUACAGUAGAACAAGAUAAAGUUCCAAGGAAAACAACAAAGGCAAUAACAGUUACAGUAUAAGAAAGAAGUAAGCAGAAUAGGUCUUUUUAGCCUGGAAAAGACAUGACAGAGGGAACAUGACAAAAUUCUGUAAUGCUGUAAAUGGCACGCUUAAGGAGAAGAAGGAAUGGUCAAUCACCAAUUCCAAUCUAAAAGAAAAACAGGGCAAAAAAUGAAGGUAGUAGAUGGCAGGUUCAGCAGAAACAAAAGGAAUGUGUUCUUCUUAAAUAGUUAGACUGUGCGAUUCUUUGCUACACCUAUUUGUGGAUAUUAAACACUGCCAGGGGUUCAGGCAGUGAGUAGACUAAUUCAUGAGGGAAAAUCCUGUAAGGCCUAUUCAACACAGAGAUGCUGUAUUUGCUCAAGAAGUUCCUCAACUUCAAAUUCCUGGCAUCUGGCAAAAUAUAGAGGAAAAGUAAUAGUGUAAAUUAUAUGUUUUCCCUGUUCUUUCCCAAGAAUUCAUUAUUGGUCACUAUGAGUGUCAAGAUACUGUUCUAGAUGAACGUGUAAUGAGACGUGAUGCUGCCGUUCUGCUCUUUUGCUCUUUUGUCCUAAGGCCCUGAACAUCACGGCCUUUCCAGGAUAGAAAGUAAGGCCUCUGUCACCUUGCAUUCUGCAAGCAGCUGAAAAAAUCUCCCCUAUACUCCAAAUGAAAUAAGAAGACAAUAAAACAGAGCGGUUUGUUUUGUAAAGUAUGCUGAGUCAACCUUCUGAUCCUCACGCUGCUGAUUUCAUACCCUAGAUUGACCACAGGAAUAGCAAUGUCAGCAUAAAAUAAAAGGAAACUAAUUUCCGCUGUGGAUGGAUGAUUUAGAAACUUGACAGCAUGACGAGGAAGACUAACUAUGGCCUUGAAAGAUUACGCCAUUCCUGUGUAUCAGAACCAUGUCAGAACUGGCGCAUAAAUUCUGCUUGAACUAAUCAUGUCCAGUAAACCACAGAAAAACCUACCCUUUCAGAAGCUCCUUCCCCUUAUAUGAAGGGGUUUUCCUUGUUCCUGGAACCACCACCCAAUUUAACAUGCACAUCUACCAGUGUUAAUUUACAGUGAAUGAGGACUCAGCAUUUGAUGGCCUCUUGCUUUGUCCUCUGUUCCUGGCAGUCAGUGAAGUGGGAUUUCCCCAGGUAGAUAUAUUUUGCUUGCAGUAGUAACAGACAGGAGAUACCUAAUUAAAGGUCAGUCCCUUUAAACACGAAAGAGUUCAGGUGUUAAAAGCAUCACAGGUAGACUUACCUCUCUUUUUAGUCAAUUUUUAAACUAUUUGAAAAAACAGUUUUGUCUCUGUAUUUCAUUGACAUUUUAAAAUAUUCUUCUCCAUCUUGAGUUGAGGAGGAAAUGAAAAUCUUCCCUAAGGACAAAUCUUUUCAAGCAAAACACAGUGACUACUGUUUAUUUGUUUUGGUUUGUUUGUUUUUUUUGGUUUGUUGGGUUGGGUUUUUUUCAAAAACAGUAAUAGGAAUUUUCAAAUCAAAUUGAGAGAAUUCUUCCACCCUGUGAUUUCCUGAAGUGAUUGACUAGCAAUUGCAAUGAAAAAUUGCUCAUCAUUAUGAAUCCCAACAUAACAUAGCAGUGCUAUAUUCAGUCUUUCCUGGGAAGCUUUGCUCAUCUUGGCAUGAGUAUCUGCACAACUUUAACCUCUCAUGAAGCAUUUUCUUGAUCCAGCUUCAUAAAAAGCCAAUGAUAAGUACAAAACAAAUUGUCCUCAUUCAGACAGUCACCAUCUCAGUGCAUCUUUUCCAUCUGCACAUUCUGAGUAAUGUAAUAAUGUUGUCACUGAGCUGAAACCACCAAAAACCAAGGCCAAGUUAUGAGAUAAUAUUGGUGCUGAGUAAAUUGGUGUGGUGAAUGAAAAGAAUUAGCCACAGCAACCUAGACACUUGCUAACACUGAUACAAAAUGGUGCCAGCAUAAAAACAUAUGUUACACCACUCUGCCAACAGGGCUAUUUAGGAGCCUGAAAUAUAGCAUCAUCCAUGUACUGCCACAGUUUUUUACCGGAAGGUACCUGCAGAGUCUGAAUUCUGCACUUCUUGUCCCAGCAUUAUUCUUUUCAUUCCUAAUGCCAAGUUUAUGUAAGACUGGUCAUCAACUAAGCAUCUCUGUGGGAGAUGCCAAUGAGUGUAGAGCACCAGGGUGAGAUCACAUUCAGACCAGACCAGCUGAAAUGUGCUUUGUAAAGCCAUAUACAGGAUGUUGCAUCCUUAUGUUGCAAUCUGUGCUGUCUUCGGCUAUCUUGAGGUUUUAAUAAGGUGAGCUGCUUUAUGAUUCUUCCUCAGUGAAUUACAGAAGCAAAUGUUCUAUGAAGAACAGGAGCAAGUGGACACUACAAGACUUCUGCAUUCAAAAGACUUAGUGUGGUCACUGCAAAGGUUGUGAGUUAUCUGUGAAGGAGUUGGGUCAGCAUUCUGAAAUGGAUCCAGUUAAUGAGAAAUGAAAUGAGAAAUAAAGCAUCAGUAAUUCUGCAUUAAAAGGCUUUGCAUAAGUCUUUAGAUCAAAACCUCCACAAAGUUAAUUGUAGCAUUCUUACCUCCUUGCACAGGCUUCACAUGAGGUCUGUAAUUCUAGGGUGCUCUGCUUCCCAUCUAAGUGCUCAGGUAGUUUCCACAGAAAGCGCUGGUAUGAAUAGUUUCUUAGAACAGCUGAAGAGAUUAAUAAGAUAAACUGAUCCAAAGGGGAAAGCAGCUGGACAAGUCCAGACCAAAAGGAAGAGGAAGAAGGAUGAGGAAAUGAAAAGGAAAUCUGGAAAAUAAUAAAACACUAAAGAUUCCUUAGAGGGUGUGACAUCUCCCUGCUCCUGUCUGCACUGGCCUGACUCAUUACAGCAUUAGUUUUGGCACUCUAAAUUAUCACCCAUGUCAUUAUAUGUCAGAAGGAAAUUUGCCAUUCUGAUGCCAGAUGUCAUGGGAAUUAUGUGGGAAUUAUGUGGGAAAUACUGAUUCACUGCAAGGAAAAUAAUAUAUUCAUAAAAAAAUCACCCAUAAGGCUUGUGGCACAAUAAAUAAAAAUAGCCUGCUUUCAGUAUUAAGUUAAAACAGUGAAUAUGCAUAUAAUUCUUUCAUAUGCAGAGUCAAAAUCAGAAAAGAAAUGUGGAUUCUUUUAGCCAUUCUGGUAUUUUGAAUACCAGCACUUGGGAUUUGAAACAGCCACUUCUGUCCAGCACUUCAUUCUAAGCCACAAGGGAGUAAAUGUCCAUUGGUCAGCAAGACAAGAUUUCUUGGUAAUGAAGAUAUCUUUGUCAGACUUGUUUGUAAUGAUGAUACCUUUAUUAGACCAACUACUUUAUGUGGGAGAAAUAAGUAUACGGACCAUGAAGCCUCCAUCGUGCCACUUUUAUAUUUCUUUAUAUAGUGAAAAUACCUAGUCAUUUAACUGUCCAGUAGAGUUUUGUAUUUUUUUGACAAAAAACACAUGAUGAACUUCAAGAACAACACUCUUGCUACAUUUGUACAAGGACAGACUUCCACAUGGAUGAAUGAGAGCAAAUUAAAACUUUUCUUAACUUCAGAGCCUUCUUCAGCGGGGAACUGAGUCUCUGCUCUACAGGAGGUAAUGACCUAUUACCACCCCUGACUUAACAAUGGGGAAACUGAACUCAUAAAUAUCCCAGAACUGUCAUACACUAUUGAAGGAUUGUCCUCCCAGUUCUUUAAAUCAACAAAUUACCACAUUCAGGAAUCUCUCCUACAGACAUUAAAAUCUUUUCUUGUCAACAAAAUGGAACAUCGUGGUAAUACGAUUGGAAAGUUUUAUAGGCAAACGUGCUUUUUAUCAAUUUGUUUAGCCUAAAUAGGAGAGAAGACUUCCAUUGGAUUUCUUCAUACCAUCCAACAGGAAGGAAUGGUAAAAACAGUUCUUAUUGAGAAAUGCAGUAAAGCACACAACAAGAUGUACAUUUCUACCUAUCUUCUGUUCUCUUUUAUUUUUAUGCUUACUCUGAUUGACACACAAAGGUUUUCCAGCAGAAGGAUUGCAUCUGGGUUGCACUAUAGCCAAGUCUUGCCCUUUUUGUUUGCACCAGAACUGUAAUUUAGUACUCUUUUCUGCAUGAAAUAGCAAUGGUCAUUUGCUAGUUGAACAGUAUUUUCUACGUUGUCAGCCUGUUUUCAAACCCUGUGAAGGAAAGUUGCAUAGUUAAAGGGUGGGUGUUGGGUGUUAAAGAGUUCCCUAGAACUCUUCUGCAGUAGGUGUGCUAUGGCAAAGAUUGCAAUUCCAGAUUCCUUAAAUCUCAUGGGAUUUUUCCCAUACUCUGAAUUAUUUGGCUACUUUUCUAAUGACUUUCUGUCCCACCCCACCUGACAUAUUACAUACCUCAAUCACAAGGUGUGAAAAGUUAGACCGGCAUCUUUAGGAAAUGGCCUCCAACUUCAUAUUUACACUGAUAGUAAACAUAAAAGUUCAACCUAGGAGUCACACGACUGCAGCCAACAGAGUUAUACUACAGGUGAACCUAGCCUGCAGAUGCCUUUGCCUCAUGACUGCCAUAUAUCUAAGUACUUGUCCUGUGGAACAACUCAUCAGUAUUUACUACGAAAAGCUUACUGAACUAUGGAAAAUACCAGUUCUCUCUACUGUGCAACAGCAAUUUUUCAUUUCAGGGUUUUUCCAAAGACACACCCAAUUUACUAGUCAUCAUCGCUUAACUAUUAGCAAAAUUUUCCUUCCAUGAAAACACAUGAAUAAUAGUAUUGUAAGGGUAGGAAUGCAUUAUAUACCUUAAACUCACUACUGGGCAGGAACUGGGUAGCACAUUAUGAUCAAGCUUGACUGUCAUCUUCUUUCCUGUGGGAGUGCUCUUAGACAAAUUAUUUUUAAGAUUAAAUUGUCCCCAUGCUCAUUCUGGAAGAUUUUUAUGUACUGAAGUUUUAGUCACAUAAUUUCAAUGACAGAUUAGUUGUUUUAUCUGAAGGUACAAGUACCCCCCCUCCCCAUAUAUAUCCCCACAGUAGUGCUGUAUAGUUAGAUGAAAAAUGAGAAAGAUUGAAAAGAAUGAUAUCAGAGCUGACACUUUGUAAAAACCUUAGGAAAAAAAAACCCCAAAAACUAGUGAAGAGAUGGAUUGGGGAAUGAAGAUGAAAAAUAAUUGUGAUUUGAGAUAAAAGGUUCCAAAUAUCCUCAGACAUUUCCUACAGUAAAUGCCAUUUUCAGAAGUGAUGUAAGCAUGUAAAUGUCUGAGUCGGACUGGAAGCCAGUAGAAUCUACGUGGCUAAAAGAGUUAAAAUUGUUCAUGGGUUAUGAAUUUAAGAUAUGAGUAGUAUUUGACAGUAAAAUUUGCUGAGGGGACUUAUUCUGAAAUACGAAUGACUUGUUCCAUUUCAUUCUUACCACUUUGCAAGUAAGAAAUGGCCAGUGUUCACAAUGAUUGUAACACUAGUACAAUUAUUAAUACUACAGUUAUAUCAUUCUAUCUUGGCUUCACAUUUCCCUGUUCAGACAAGCACAGUGUCACUUCCAAUUGUUUUGGAAUUUAAGGAGAUUUACUAACUGCACCAUAAAAAUCUUAGGUUAGAUUAGCAUUUGAGGGUGCUGCUGUCUGAAGCUUUAGAUAAUCCUCUUGAAGCACAUAAAUUCAAAGAGGUCCAGAUCCAUUAAAAUUCUACAUAAUGGCUAACAGCUUAGAAAAAUAGUUAUCAUCUUCUGCCUAAGCACCUGCAGGGAAAUUAAAAAUCUGUAAAUAUAUUUUUAGAACUCAAGUACCAACAACAAACGAAGCCAAUUUUUUUGACUCCUUCCCAGAUGGAACCAGGCACCACAUGCACUAAAGACAGGGCCAGGAGCAAGACUGGGGCUAUGACGUACAGUACUGCCAUGACAUACAAUACAAGCCUGCUGCGUUGACACAGCACAUAUGCUUCAAAUUCAGGGGGAAAAAAGAUGUUGUAAACGUCGCAUGAUUUCAGACACUAAGAAUGUAUUUCCUUUCUGGCUAAGCUCAUAUAGAGCAGAAUAAAUCGCACCAGUAUUAUUCUUAUCUUAACAGCUGCCUAAACCCCUUUUCCUGACAUUCAGGCCAGCUGAGGCAGCUGCAAUUCACUGAUUUGCUUCAUACUGCUAAAACAUAUAUAAAAGACUGGCAUAAAAAAAAAUCUUAAGGUUUUAACAGUGUAAGGAAGGGAAAAGUUUUUUUUUCCAUAUCAGCAAACAUCAAGUUUUAUCUAUAUUCAAAAUGGUGGAAAAAUGUUAAGUCAUUUAGGAACACAGCUAUGUAACUCAAAUUGUAAUGCGAAAGCAGAUUUUUUAGAAGGCAUUCUUUAUCCCAAGACAGUUUAGUUUAUGCUGGGAACUGUCCAUUACAAGAAAACCUGUGUUGUCAAGUCAAGUUGCACCUUUGAUGAAGGGCUUCACUGGAGCAUGACAGCACCAGCAUUGCACAGCUUGCACCCCACUAGAAGGCCGCCCUGGAAAGCUGCACGGCAAGAAGCCACAGGCAAGAAUGCACAUCCACAAGGAGCAUUUUUUUUUUUAUGCCAGCACAUCUACAUUUCUUACUGGAAGCCCUUUAGUUAAAAGCUUGUCUGCAUGUUAAGGCGUGUGCCCCCAUAAUUAUGCUGCUAGAACUGCUGCAUAGUGCAGUUGUGUCUGCCCUUGCCUUCUCAAGAGGAAUAGAAAGGAUUUUGCAAAUAGCUUUGACAGCCCAUUAUUCAAGCUGUGCUAUAACCAAAAAGUUGGCAAGGCUGAAGAAGGUGAUUUAAAAUAAUAGCGCUGGUGCAACCUGAAGUAGAUUAAAAGAGCUACUUUUUAUACCUUCUGCUGGCAGAGCUAUGAGGCACUGCCAUUCUCAGCUGCUCCUUGAGAUCCAGAACAUUUGCACAGGUUAGAAGGCUGAGGUAUGGACAAGAACAGGCACGGCAAUGCUGUUGUCUCCCUAGAUAAUGCAGAUAUGCCAGCUAAGCCCCCCAGGCAAUGACACGGCUGGAGCCAUCUUUGUGAGUUUCUGGGACUGAGGUCAACUCUUAUUGGUAUUCUUAAUUAGCUAAAUCAGUGUGACCUGAAUUUUUUUUUUCUGCAUUCUCUCAUGAAAUUAGAAAUAAAAUUGCAAGAUGAAUUCUUAUCUGACUAGCUUGUAGGGUACCUGUUCUAAAUAAUCCCAAGUUUGCUGUUGCAUGUUAAUGGUUUAAACCUGUAUCAUACACACGCACUGAACAGAGAGCUCACGUGUUCGGGGUCAGAAUCAUUGCUACUGAAACAAAAAAAUUUUAGAAUGUUAAGAAAAGAGCACUUCAGUUAUAGGAUAGCUGGCAGGAGCUGAACAUUGUUUAGGUGAUCAAUACUUGUGUGUAUACCUGUAUGAAAUACCCACUGCAAUCAGACUGGUAAAUUAGGUCAGUAAUUUCAGAAUGUUUCUAAUUCAUUCUCAGAAGAGAUUUAAAAUAAAUGGCUCAUGUUAUGAACAGUUCUUUCCACAAGUAUUAUUUUUAAAUCACACAGAGAAUGCACACCUAUGUCAAUAUGCCUGUUCAUUACUUUUUUAUGCAAACUUACAAACCUUUAUGAAUAUGAAUUCCACGGAGUUUAGUUAAUCUACCCCAACAUACAACCAUGCCCUAAAUUUCCCAUUAGAGUUCAUAUUUCAUAGUGUUGUUUGGUCUCAAUUUUGAAAACCCCAGCACUUUAUAUUUAAGCCUACAAAUGGCACCAAAUCACGUGGUUGGCCUUAAUAGUACAGACAACUCUUUCCCUGUAUGGCAGGAACAGUGUUUCAGGAGUUCAGCCAGUCUCCCCAGCAAAUUCCCUGCUGUGUUUAAUGGAUCGUUCCCACCCACACUAGCUAGUACCCACAGACAGCAAAAUAAAAGAUUCAUGUAACUGCUUACAUCCAAAUACAAUCAAAUAAUGUCAACAUCCCUUGUACCAAAAAAUAAAAAUAAAAAUACAAAAUUCUAUUUUCCACCUCACACCAAGACUCAGACUUAGAACAGAGCAUGCUAACAUGACUUAUGUUCCUAACUUUUGCUUCAACAACCAUCUUUAUCCUUGACAUUCAUACUUUUAUAUGUUCGUAGCAGCGACAGACUACCCUGGCAUAAGUUUUAUCACAAAUCUUUCUUCAUACAUGGGCAGUAGUUAAGUCAAAAGCAGUUCACAUAUUUCAGCAUCAGCUGUCUUUUAAAUGGCAUCUAAUAACAUUGUCAGAUUACAUGCUGACAUUGAUUAGUACAUCAUUAUUUAAACUAAAACCAUGACAGUAUAUAUUCAGAACCAUAGCUUCUAUUACCCUUUCUGCUCUACCUGUACAUACAACAUUGAGACAAGGAUGGAGGUACAGUCCUAGAGUACAAACCUGCAUCCUCUGAAUAACCUGGAUGUUUUCCAAAGAGCUGAGAGUCCAUCAGUUCUUUCCAAAGUCAUAAGAAUCAUGUGAGAGCUAAUAUUCAGGCAUGUCACUUCAAAGCUUGGCUGAAGUGACAAACCGUCUUUCAAAUUUUACAGGCCCUCUGCAUUUUGAACCUACUUCAGAGAUAAAAUCAGGACUGCAUGAGCAUUAAGGAAAGUUCCUCAUGCUGAACAGUUAGAAGAACUACUUCACAGUUGAUUCAAAACCAGCCUUUCCUCCAUCCAGAUGCAGCACAUCUGACUGACCCUGGUGUGAGAGGAUAUACAGGCAAAGAACUGCUUAGAACUCGCCCUCUCACAGCGCCUGCACGACAUGAAAACACUUCAGCAGUAAAAAGGAAGAACCCGCUACCUCAGCAUAUUGAUAUUUGACCAUUAUUGCAUAUAAACAUAAUCAGAGGACUCUUUUAUAAUGACAGGGUCAAUUUCCUAUUCUGUCCCACUUGACUGCUACAAAGCGGAUUGAUUAACCCACAAAAUGCUCAGCAGAUGUGGCUGUCAUGCCACCUGCACGCACCCCAGGUUAAGCAGCCAUAAUAAAACAGAACAGGCCCCAUUACUCUACCUGAUAGGUGCCAGUUGCAUUGUUACUACACUCACCAAAUCCUGUCAUGUUCAUUUAUGGUGUUCUGUGGUUAUGACCAAUACAGCAAUACAGAAACAAUUACAAAAUAAAAUGCAUGCUCCUACUCUUUGUGUAUUGUGCUAUUUACUUCUCAUUUGGUUUGCCCUUGAGCAGUUUUCUUGAAAGUACUUGGGGUAUAAUACAGAUAAAUUUUUCCACAUGGAUUUACCAUGAUACGGGCUCCACAGUGCAUGCCUGUGGAGAGAGAUGAAUGUCCUCUUGUUUUAUUGGUUGGGCAGAAAGGCCCAAAGUCCAGCACUUCAGGUCAGAGUGACAAAGAAGGCUCUCCUGGGAAAGCGUUGUGACACUCCUAAGAGACUGGAGAAGGAAGUACAUUCUAUUCAGAGCAAUGCUAUGUGAAGGUAUUUAUACUGAAAGGCCACUAUACCAAGUGGCCCACAUUUCACCUCUGGUGUCUUAAUGCCUCAGGAUUGAGCAGACAUAGUCAGCUGUCUGACUGCAGCAACCAGGCUGGAAAACAAAGGAAGGUGGUUAAUUGCAUAACUUGUGGCUAAGUCAUAGCAAAGGGUGUUGUAAAUAUUACGAGUUUACAAGAACCUCCUACAGGUAACACACAGACAUAUGUCAAAAAUCCCAAGACUGAUGCCUAGCUCAGGCAGUCCAUGUCACACAAAUGGUUGGCAGUAUAGGCGCAAUUCUCGCCCAGUCUGUUCUUGUCUUCUUUUCUAGAAGUAAGGUUUCGGCUACCAUCCAGGACAGGAAGCUGGGCUAGUUGGAUCUUCCAUUUCACCCAGAGCAGCUGCUCUUAGGAAAAUCACGUGUACUUCACUCAGAAGCCAACCACUAUCAGGAGAAGUCAGACCUAUCCCUUACCCUCCACAUCUCUCUUAUGGAAAAUAGGCACACAGAUAGGUGGUGUCUUCACUGCAUCGCAACAAGAAAGCACUCUGCAUUUUGAUGAACCAGGACAGAGGAAACUAAGGUAUAUGAAAAGCUGUCUCCUUCACUGGCACUAGGGCAUUGCUGGAGGUAAGCAGCCUCCAUCCCUGACCUUGACAGUGCCAAAAUACACCUGUGGAUAGAUAGUAUGAAACAUGUUCUUCCCUUUCCCUCCCACCAUUCCUUUCCUGCCAUUUACAAGUGACCUGGAAUUGCUCCUCCCUCUCUACAACCUUGAGAAAGUCCUGCCUGCACUGGCUACCGCUCAACAGACUUCAGUGUAUCUGCAUAUGUAAUAGUUUUCCUCCAGAGGAUGGUGUAUACCAGAAAAGACCAUCAGCACUUUGUCCUAUUGCAACACGUCUGUCUUGGGAACAGCACGGAUUCCAGAGAGACCCACAUCUGGCUUCACCGGACCAGAGCAGCAGAUAUUUGCAAAAUCCCCUCUCCAAGGCAGAAUAUUCACUUUCACUUUACAGUGCACACCAAAGACUGGGACUAAAAGACUGACAACAACCACUUUCUCUCUCUCAAGAGCCAAAAGAUCUAAUUUACCUCCUGGAAUAGAUGCUUGCUUUAUACAUUAUUUUUGAAAACUGGGAAUCAGUGAAAACUGCUAUAAUUCUUCCCUCCUGCUUUAUGUCAUAUUCAGAUCCAAGUUUAUCUACUAAAAUCAGCAAUGGAAAUACCUUCUUGUGCAACUCCGGAUUUUUGCGUCCCACCCAAUUUUCAGCAUGGAAUUAUAUUGCCCAAGAAGAAAUGCUAGCAAAACAAGACACAUCAAGAGCUUUAAUUUUUUUUUUAAGUCUUCAUGGGACUUAGGACUUUUUGUCAUCAGUUCCUUGGAAUUCACAAAAUACUAAUUCAUUUGCACUUCCAUUUUGACCAGCAUCUUCUGCUUUCCAGGAGCUCCACACUCCUCAUCAUAAGGGUAUUGAACUAGAUCUUUAUUAGUACACCACUGUGUAAAAUGGACCCUUUUUCUUUUCUACACUUAAAACAAACUAGAACAUUUUGAGACGUUUCUUUGUAAGUUUUCUCCCAUGCCCUUCUCGACAAGAGACAAGAUGUUUUCAUAGAUUCAUUUAAGUGUUUUUUUCUGUAAUUCUCCUUCUGAUGCUAGAUGGCUGCCAGCACACAGGCUUUCAAACCAACCCUCAUCAGCACAUGAAGGUGUUUUCAAAACAAAAUAGUGAUCAGAGGAACCUACUGCAAAUCUGUCUCUGUCUUUCCCCAACCCUAGCCUACCAUGGUAUUUCUAGCUUUUCCCCAGGUGAUUUUCAGCCUUUUACAGCCCUUUUUAUAAUGUUCAAUCAGCCACUCACCUCAUACCAGCGUUCCACCAUUAACUUGGAACAAAAAACCUCUUCAGAAUGAACAAAACACCAGAAUUAAAAUUUGGCUAGGCAUCGUCUGUCC
This is a messenger RNA of Falco peregrinus (peregrine falcon), 15592 nucleotides long. RefSeq lists its product as uncharacterized. Gene Ontology annotation, cellular component: extracellular region. The transcript is spliced from 6 exons. Bases 1 to 750 code for a protein of 249 amino acids. Gene Ontology annotation, biological process: neutrophil chemotaxis; inflammatory response; cellular response to lipopolysaccharide. Gene Ontology annotation, molecular function: chemokine activity; CXCR chemokine receptor binding. NCBI's taxonomy places the organism in Eukaryota, Metazoa, Chordata, Aves, Falconiformes, Falconidae. The record is from RefSeq and is a predicted model, not a curated record.